This is a messenger RNA of Pisolithus orientalis, 669 nucleotides long. RefSeq lists its product as uncharacterized. Bases 1 to 669 code for a protein of 222 amino acids. The transcript is spliced from 6 exons. The record is from RefSeq and is a predicted model, not a curated record. Lineage: Eukaryota; Fungi; Basidiomycota; Agaricomycetes; Boletales; Pisolithaceae.
AUGGCCUGCACAACUGCACCAAAAGAGAGGUGCUCUCAUUGGGACAUGAUGCCAGUGGAAAAUAGCUGUGUGGGCAAAACCACCAAGUGUGCUCUUGCUGGGACCAAUUUCCCCCCUAUUGUUGUCACUCUUCUACCAGGCCUUGCAUUUUUCAAGCCCAAGGAUGUCCAGUACUUUGCCAAGAUCCUCAAGGAGAAGGAUGAGACACAGCAUUCAAACAGCACCCUUCCUGUCCAUAAGACAGCCAUUUGCCAGAUUAUGGACAAAGCUUUGGACACCAAUAUUUAUGGAGAUUACUCUGAGAAAAUGGCCCAGAUGGACCAGGAGGAUAGUGUCAUGAAUUGUGGUAGAAGAGGGAGCCUUGAUGGUCCCAAUUCAUUGUUUGGCAUUGUUUACCAUGUGAUAUAUUACAUAAGCAUUAGACAUGGCCUGGGAAAGUGGGUCUAUUCAGCCUGGGGAAAACCCAGGUUCACCCUGGAAAGGGGUCUACUUAGCCUAUGGGAAGCCCCUGUUCUUCCCAGAAAGCAGGUCUAUUUAGCCUGGGGAAAGCCCAGAUUCACCUGGAAAGCAGGUCUAUUGAGCCUGGGGAAAGCCCAGGUUCAACCAGGAAAGGGGGUCUAUUUAGCCUGGAGAAAGCCCAAUGUGGACCCCAGCUACCCUUUUAUUUGA